Molecule: messenger RNA, 2640 nt
Organism: Naegleria gruberi
Lineage: Eukaryota; Heterolobosea; Eutetramitea; Acrasida; Naegleriidae
Product: F-box domain-containing protein
Exons: 1
Coding region: 1-2619 (872 amino acids)
Molecular function (GO): protein binding
Source: RefSeq, a predicted model, not a curated record
AUGUUCAUGAAUAAUAUUACAAGUCUACUUACUGAUUGGGCAUACGGAAGAGAGGAUGCAGAGGCAACUGAUAGUCCAACUACCACUACUUCUCAGCAUCAACAUCAUAACAAUCAUGCUAAUACAAAUGCUGUGCUUGUUGAUCAACAACAAUCAUACAUUCCGACCUUUUCAAUGUCUUCAAAUCAGCAACAGAAUGAUUUUAGGAAUUUAUUUAGACAAACAUUGAAUCAACAUCAUCAUAGUAGAAAUAAUUUGAGGUCAACAUUGGAGGAAGAAGAACAUUCGUCUAAAGUAUUGGAAAAGACAAGAUCAUUAAUUUUGAAUAUUUCUAAUGAUGACCUAUCUGAAAUUAUGUCGUUUUUGGGGAAGAGGGAAAUAUUUCAAUUCUCUCUUUCAUGCAAACAUUUCUAUAAUAUUAUAUUUUGUGAGAAUGUUUCUAAUUUUUCAUUGUGGAGAAUCUUGUGUGUUAGGGAUAAGAUAAUAGAGCCAUCUUGUUAUGAUGGAUUUAGUAAACCAAGAAAUAGUGAACUUUCAGAUAAUGACAUCUCCAAUUAUUACUAUGAUCCAUAUAGAGAUUUAUAUUUGAACUAUGAAAAUAAUAUUGGAUGUAGUCAGUGUGAUUGGUUCUGUAAAUUUGAUUUGAUUAAAUUGGAAUGGACUCUCAAUGAUAACAUUCUCAGCCAACUCAUUGAAAAGAUUAAAUCUAAAGAGAUUUGUAUAGUUACCGCUUUGCAAUGCUUCCCUGAUAGAACUAAGAAUAAGGGAAAUGCCAGCGACAUUUUGAACCAAUUGUUGGGUAUUACCAAUGCAUUCCCAAGCUCACUUUCCGAGGAAGAUACUGAGCUUCCAUGCUUGUACAUGUAUACUAGACCUCUGUGUAGAGUUAGAAAAUCACACAAGGGAAAGAACCAAAACGUUCUAUUUAUUCGAGCUUAUAAUUUAUUUGAUUAUGAUAAUGAGACAGAUUUAAAUAUUGAGGAGGAUAUUUUUGAUUGUAGUAAUGAAUCCAAUCUCUCCAGUAUUAAUAAUUUGAGAAAGAACCUGAUGAGAUUUAUCAUCUUGUUCAGUUCUACAGUCAUUGUUUGUAAGGACAAGUCAGACGACUCGUGGAUGUACAACCUUGACAAUCUCAUUGAACCAACACAUGAUCCACCAUUGUUUGGUUCCUACUCGAGUAUGCCAUCCCUCCUCGUGUGUAGUAUGGAUACCUCGACGAAGGUCAGCAACUCCAGUAAUAGAACAAGUUCUAUCGAAUUGGAUGACCUCAUGCUGGAGAUUAAGGAUAGAAUCUCUGAAAAUAAGAAUCAAUCUCUCAACUUUAUGUCUGUUUUAUUGAACUGGUUUGGUAAAAUUCAUGGCAUUACUGUAAAUAUGAAUAAUUUUGCACGACUCUCAUACGAUGAUGAGCUUUGGUGCUUUGUCAAUGACAUCAGUAGUAAGCUCCAAUUUGGAUGGUCAAUCUCUCGAUGGGAUCAAGUGAAAUCAAAUGGUGAAACAUGUAGACAUUAUUUGGAACAUUGUGUAGCAGAGAGUAACCAAACAAGACAGAGUGAUAUUACCAACGGGCACAUGCUAGAUAAUGGCUCUGUAUUAUACGAGAAGAUUUUGAACGAUUUUGCCAAGGCACUCCUCGAAAAACAAAUGCAAAAAUCCAUCGAAUUCUAUCAAAGAGCUGUCAAAGCUGAUCUCAAUCCAGCUUGUCCUUUGGAGAUGGAGGCCAUUGUGAAAUUAUCUGAAAUGAACGCAGAGGCUGCCAUUAGAAUGUUUACACAAACAGUGGCUCCAGCUUGCUUCCCAUCUCAAGUCAUUGAAGAGGUUGAACAAUUGCUCAAGCACGGUAUUAACAAUAACUUUAGAAUUCUUUGGAGAGAAAAUGCAAGAAAUUCUGAGAAUUAUUGUCAACAAGUUUGGGAAGCUUGCUUCAAGUGGAUGAAGGCAGAAUUCGAUUGUCCUGGUGAUAAGGAGGAUUUUUGUACUCUAUUCGAAUCUCGUUUCUUCUCUUCAUUGAAUGUUUACCUUCAAAAUGCCAUUGGUACCAGAAAGAUAUUUGUCAUGAAUUUCUGCUCCAAACAAUAUUUGGAAGAUUACAUCAUUCCAACACAUCCUUCCAUUAGAGAAUUGUGCCAUAAUAUUAUGGGAGCUGUUGAAGCUCUAACUCUUCAAGAAACCAUUGAAGUGGACAAGAAUCGUUCUCAAUUACAAAAACUCUCUGCCAUUAGAUUGAAGCUUUUAACUAUUGAAAAUAAUAUGGAAAGACUCAAAGAGGAAAUUCAUGUCAGAGAGGAAGAUAUGAGAGUUUCUGAGGAGCAAAGUGGUGUUAUUGAGGAUAGAAUGAAAAGAUUGGGACUCAAAUAUGAGAAAUCUCUCCUUGGAAGAAUAUCCUCCAUCAGAAAACUUUACAUUGACUCUGCUUUGAUAUCCUUACAAAGCAACAUUGAAGCACACAAAAAGUUUAGUGAAGAGUAUGAACAACUCAAUAGUAGAGGAUUUAACAGAACUCACAUCGAGUAUGACAUGCUAUUGAAAUCUUUUUAUCAUAGAAAAGACUUUGAGAAUGCAAAGGAGAGAAGAGCUCACUUCUUUUUCAUGCAACAACAAAGUAAUUUGAAAAUAUAAAGCUGAAAUAUUUAGACAUUC